Messenger RNA from Notechis scutatus (mainland tiger snake), 1941 nucleotides. NCBI's taxonomy places the organism in Eukaryota, Metazoa, Chordata, Lepidosauria, Squamata, Elapidae. The record is from RefSeq and is a predicted model, not a curated record.
AUGUUGAGGCUCACUUCCCAUCCCAAGAUCCUAAAUGGAAUCCUUAUCAGGAUAUGGACCAUAUAUGAGAUGGUUGUGGUUGUGCGAGCCAUUCGAGUGGCAGGAAAGCCUUCAGUGAAUAUGUCUAAACCUUCCCUCGUAUUGCAGGAGCCCACAGAAAGCCCCGAAGCAUUUUAUGCCCGCCUUAUUGACGCUUACCGCAUGUACACCCCCAUAGAUCCUAUUGACCAGGCAAAUGCCCAAAUGUUAGCAAUGGCAUUUAUCUCACAAAGUGCUACAGACAUAUGCUGUAAAUUACAAAGGCUUGAGGGAACACUAGGUAAGCCUAUGAGCGAGCUAAUGGAGGUGGCACGGAAGGUUUUUGUAAACAGAGAAAAAGAGGAAGAGCGGAAGAAAGAUCAAAAGAUGCAGAGAAAAGCUAAAUUAAUGGCUGCAGCUAUGAUGUGGACCCUAAAAGAUAGAGGAGGCAGCCAAGCAAGGGGCAACAGAUCUGGGUUAGGACGUAAUCAGUGUGCUAUUUGUAAAAAGGAGGGACGCUGGAAGGGUGAGUGUCCAGAAAGGAACAAAGAAGAGAGGCUCUUGGCAGAGAUGGAAGAAUGGGACCGAAACCGACCUGAUUCAGAUUGCCUCCCAGAACCUAUGGUCAGGCUAAAUGUAGGAGGCAAACCUAUUACCUUCCUAGUAGAUACUGGAGCCACACAGUCAGUCCUAACCCAGCCCCUAACACAGGCCUUCCCCCACACUAUUAACAUCCAGGGGGCAACAGGAAGUAUUUUACAGCGUCCCUUUUUGGAGCCCCUCGUGUGCACAACAAAAGGGCAAACCAUAACACAUCAAUUUGUGUAUAUGCCAGACUGUCCUAUCCCACUCCUGGGGAGGGAUUUGUUGUGCAAACUUCAAGCUCAGAUCUCCUUUGACCUAAUUGCCAAGCUCCUUUAUGAAGCUACCAAAGGACAGGAUAAGGAGCCGCUACAGUGGGGAACACAGGAAGCAACUAGUUUCCGAUUGCUCAAGUAAGCACUGUUGCAAGCCCCCAGUUUAGGCCUCCCAGAUUUGGAUAAACCAUUUCAAUUAUUUGUAGAUACUAAACAGAAUGUAGCAGUGGGUGUCCUCACCCAGAAAAUGGGAACAUGGCAUCGCCCUGUAGCUUAUCUCUCUAAACAGCUGGAUAAUGUUGCAAAAGGAUGGCCUGCGUGCCUUAAGGCUGAGGCUGGGACUGCUAUCUUAACUCAGGAAGUAAGUAAACUGACUUUUGGACAAGAGCUUGACAUUUAUAGUCCCCAUGCCCUUAAAGCAGUUCUGGAAAUGAAGGGCCAUCUAUGGCUAACCAACCCUCGAAUGCUGAAAUACCAAGGCGUAAUCACUCAUAACCCUAUGAUUAAUAUCAUACAAUCCACUGCAUUAAAUCCUGCUACAUUAUUGCCUGAACCAAACUCAGAAACCACUCACGAUUGUAUCCACACAAUAGAGGAAACAUAUGCCAGCCGCCCUGACAUGACUGAUGUACCCCUUCCUUCUCCGAAUUAUACCCUAUAUACGGAUGGUACCAGCUUCAUGCAGGAAGGAAUUAGAUGGGCAGGGUAUGCAGUGAUUACUUUGGAUGAUGUUUGGGAAGCAGAACACCUCCCUUCAGGCACGAGUGCGCAGUUAGCUGAAUUGCAUGCAUUAACUAGAGCUUUAGAGCUGGCAAAAGGCAAAUGUGUCAACAUAUAUACAGACUCUAAAUAUGCUUUCCUCACGGUUCAAGUCCAUGGUGCCUUAUAUAAGGAAAGAGGGGUUAUCACGGCAGGAGGCAGAGACAUUAAAUAUGGUCCCCAAAUACUACGCCUCCUAGACAGUGCAUGGGCCCCACAGAAGGUUGCAGUUAUACACUGCCGAGGACAUCAUAAAGUGGCCUCUGAUAUACAAAAGGGCAAUGAUAAAGCAGAUAGAAUGGCAUGA